UCUGCCAACAGCAGAGCACGGCUCCUCUUCCUUUUACUCUUGGAUCAUCCUCGCGAGCAGGAGUUCAGUUGUACGAGAAGUCUCUCCUGGGGAGGAACAUUGGACAGAGAGCGUUGCACUUCAAUGUUAUAAUUCAAUAAUCGAGUGUGUCAACGACAAUCAGAGGGUGUCCAGUAUCUCCAAGAUAAUAUUUAAAAAUAAAUUUCAACUUCGAACGGAGGAAGUUACUUUGUCGCAAUAUUUUUCGUGUUUUAAUCGCAAGAUUAAAAAAAAAAGUGCAAUUUUUCUCGACGAUUUUUUCAAACAAUAGUUAUGAUUUCUCAUUUUUAUUGAGGAUUUAAUUUGUUUGGGGACAGUGGCCCUGUGAGAACACAAGUGUUAAUUGUGAUCGAGACAGUUUUUAAUUGAAUAAUCGUGUGGAGACCAUGGGAGGCAGAUUUAAAUAUCUACAAACGCUCACGUGGAUCCUGCUCAUCGGUAGCAUCGAUGUGUGCUGGUCCACAAGUUUAGAAACAACUGAGGCAGAAAGAGCCAAUGGCGAAACAAUUCUGGAGGAUGCAACUGAGGACUACUGGGCAGGAAGUGGCUCAGGCCCCGAGGAGGACGAGACAAAUCGAACAGAAACACGAGAAGCUCUUACCCACGAAGCCAGCGAUCAAGAUGCCGUGGUGUAUGUGGGCGAGGGUGCGUCGUAUGUGCCUGUGCCAGCGCUGAAGAGACCGUUGAGUCCAAAUCUCCAGGCACUCCAGACACUCCAGGGGCUCCAGGGAUUGGCUGGGGGUGGCGCCGGGGGCAGUGGCGGUGAGGAUGAGUGGGGAAGACAUCCGGAAACUUGGGAUCGGGAGCACAGGAGGUACAGGCCGAAUACCACUAGAGUUCAACACAUUGAGGCGGAGUGUCAGGACGACUACAUGAAGAUAAGAAUCGGCUUCAAUGGCUCCUUCGCGGGUCUAUUAUACUCAGCAGGCUACUCUUACGAUCCUGACUGCAUGUACGUCAAUGGUACUGGCCGGGAUUACUACGAGUUUUACAUUCAGUUAAAUCGUUGCGGCACCCUUGGCGAGAACACCCACCAUCAGGACAGCAGGAAGAAUCCAACGAAGAAUCUCAUGUGGAAUACUGUUACUGUGCAGUAUAAUCCGCUUAUUGAGGAGGAGUUUGAUGAGCAUUUCAAAGUUACGUGCGAGUACGGAUAUGACUUCUGGAAGACUGUGACUUUUCCCUUUCUCGACGUCGAGGUUGCGACGGGUAAUCCCGUAGUGUUCACCCUCCAGCCCCCGGAGUGCUACAUGGAGAUAAGAUACGGUUACGGAACAACAGGAACUCGAGUUGCAGGACCUGUAAGGGUAGGGGAUCCACUGACACUCAUCAUCUACAUGAGGAGUAAAUAUGAUGGUUUCGAUAUCGUCGUUAAUGACUGCUACGCACAUAACGGGGGAAACAAGAGGAUUCAACUUAUCGACCAGUAUGGAUGCCCCGUGGAUGACAAGUUGAUUAGCAGGUUCAGGGGUUCCUGGUCGGAGAGUGGAUUGUUCGAGACACAGGUUUUCGCUUACAUGAAGACGUUCAGGUUCACAGGCUCACCGGCACUGUACAUUGAGUGCGAUGUGAGAAUGUGUCAUGGAAGGUGUCCGAGUCAACCCUGUCACUGGAGAAAUUCCAAGAAUGUUGCCAAAAGAUCGCUGGCCCUGGGUGGACCUACGACUCCAGCGACGAGCUUAUCAGAGAACGUUAAUCUAUUCCAGUCACUGCGGGUCCUUCAAGAGGGCGAGGCGGAGCCCGAAAUCUUCCAGAAUUCAACAGCCUCGUUGCACAAUGGCCCCAGUGAAGCACCCCCUGGCGAUAGAGUGUGCCUCCGAUCAACGGUAGUCAGUACAAUAGUCGGUCUGGGCUGCGCCUUAAUCUGCAUAAUGAUUGGUACCCUCCUCGCCCUUUGCUCGCGAAUACGACGCGCAGCGAGAGAAAAAUUAUUGAGCGAUAGUCUCAGCUACAUGACUCACAAAGGUCGAAUUAAUUAACUCCCCGAGAUGGUUAACAUAAGACAAAAUAAUAAUAGCAACGGAAUAAUUCACCACUGAGUGAGUGAGGAAUCCCAUCUUGAUCAAGAUCUUCACUAAAUUAUAUUUUUUACGAGUGAAAAUAAAAGUAAAUAAAUCUAGACACGAGUGUAGAAUCAGAGAUGCGGACAAGUGACCUGUGUAAACAGCAGCCACUGGAUCAACUCCGCGUCCGGUUUACACGCGAUGAGAAAACACUAAUUACGAAUAUUUAAUUAAGGACUCUCUGCUUUACGAGAGUUUGCCAUUUACUUGGUUUUGUCUUCAUUUCCAAGCCAAUGGCCCUUCGAAGGAUCUACCGACUCACUGGAUACGCAAUCGAAGGCAAUCAAUGUUCAAUUAACAAAAUAGGAAAAAUCAUCGACAAAGAAGGGAAUAAUUCGAUGGCCAUUUUUUUCGAUUGAUAUCACAGAAUUUAAUGAAAAUUGUGUCGCAGAAUUUCUUCGAGGACCUUUGAAGAUUUUGCAUGAAAUUUCUGUAAAAACCCCUUCACCAUUGAUUUUCACACACAAUCAAACAGACUGGUUUUAGAUUGCGAGUGACGUCGGUUAAUAACCUAUUAAUUAAAAUAAUAUAUGACAUGUAGACAUGCGAUACAGCAUGACUGCGGGAUCGAAAACGAGAGAAAAUAAUUUAAGAUGUGCCUUUUAAAAAUUAACAACAAAUUCUGAUUUACAAAUUAUCAAUAGAAGUUAUUUUAAAUGAACAUUUAUCCUCGAGUUAAUCUGCAUCGUAUCGAUAUCCAUAUGAACGCAUAAUACAUUAUAGUUAUUAUCAUGCAUUUAACGAAUUAAUUGCAACGCCUCAUUUUCAUACAAAAGUCAACGAAGAAUUUGAAAUAAAAAAAUGGAUUAUUUAAUAAGUGCCUCGACGUUUGAACACGGCCAGUGAGGAUUAAGUAAUAUUUGGAGUGAAAGCUCACACGAGACAGGAGUUACGCCCAACGAGUUAGGCUUACUCUUUAGUACUGCGAAAUGCGGAAAGCCAAGGAAUGGAACAUAAUUAUUACUGAUGAGAAAAUUAAUGAUUUGGUGACAACUGUGCUCUUGUGAAAAUGAAUAAUAUUAAUUUCCCCUCCUGGCUGUUCCGGGGUUUAAGGAAAUUCAUGAUUUCAUCGUUUAUUCACGAGCUUUUUAUACCUCGGUUACAAAUUACUGUACAUAUAGAUUUAUGGGCGAACAAUUUUAAUUAAUUAGAUUGUAUUUUUUAGGUAAUGUAAUCAAUGUAUGAGUUUAAUUACCGCAUGAGUGUAUCAAUAAUGAUUUUCAAUAAAGUAGA
This is a messenger RNA of Diachasmimorpha longicaudata, 3335 nucleotides long. RefSeq lists its product as uncharacterized. The coding region runs from base 426 to 2018 and encodes 530 amino acids. Lineage: Eukaryota; Metazoa; Arthropoda; Insecta; Hymenoptera; Braconidae. The record is from RefSeq and is a predicted model, not a curated record. The transcript is spliced from 10 exons.